Messenger RNA from Rhizophagus irregularis DAOM 181602=DAOM 197198, 1536 nucleotides. RefSeq lists its product as uncharacterized. The record is from RefSeq and is a predicted model, not a curated record. Lineage: Eukaryota; Fungi; Glomeromycota; Glomeromycetes; Glomerales; Glomeraceae.
AUGUCAUGUUCAAAAUUAUUUUCGGGAGAUUUACCCGAAUUAACUUAUGAAGUUAUAAAAUAUUUACAAAAUGAUCAUUCAACUUUACAUUCAUGUAUUUUAGUUAAUAGAUUAUGGUGUCGUUUAACGAUUCCAUUAUUAUGGGAAAAUCCAUUUUCUAUUUCUACAAGAAACUGUAAUUUUAUUAUUGAUAUUUACUUACAUAAUUCUAAAACAGAAUUAAAUGAAUAUAAAAUUAUUAAUAAUUUAUUACCUUCAAAUACUUUAUUCAAUUAUCUUAAUUUUUUAAAAUAUUUGAAUACAUAUAAAUUUAUUACUUUUGUUAAGAAAUGGAAAAUGUCAACCUUCAAAAAUAAACUUUUAAAAAGUUCAAUAAUUGAAAUAUGUUUAUUACUAAUUAAAAUAUUUAUUGAAAAUGAAGUAAAUUUACAUACAUUUGAAAUAGAGAUUCCACGUAUUAUUAAAGAUUCUAGAUAUCUUGAUCAUGAUAUUCUUGAGUUAAUUUUACAAAAUCCAAAUUUCAUUUAUAAUAUUAGAAAUUUAAAAUUUUAUAGUAUAUUUUAUGAUGUUACAAUCCAAAAUCGGGUAUCACAAAUAAUUAAAUCACAUCAAAAUCUAAAAAAAAUUUUACUUGGUUAUGAUUUACCUUUAUAUCAAUCAUUAUUAUUAUCAAAAGAUUAUAAUUUUUCAAAUACUUUAAAUACAAUCAUUUUCUAUUACGUCGAUCUUAAAGUAAUAAUAAAUAAAGAUAAAGUAUUUGAACAAUUUAAUGUUUUAGAAUUUGUUCAUAUUGUUUAUUGUUCUUCUUUAAAUAAUAGUUUUAUUCAACAAAUUAUUACUUUAACUAAACCAUUUAAAUUAAGAUCUUUAUUUAUAAACGAGAUAUUACAAAUCGAAUCAUUACGAUUAUUAUUACAAAAAUGUGGUGGUUAUUUAGAAAAUUUUGGGUUUGGAUUUGAAUUUGAUUUUAGUCUAUUAUUAAAACAACAGUUAUUAGAAUUAAUUACAAAAUAUUGUAAGAAUAUCAAAUUCCUUGAUUUGUAUAGAAUUGAUAAUCCGAUUAUUUAUCCAAUAAUCAAUUUAAUUGAAAAUAUUAAACAAAAACUUAAUCAUCUUACAAUUCGUAUAUCGGAUGAUACUUAUUAUUCUUCAAAUGGUAAUAUUGGAUAUGGUUCAAAUAUAUUGCAAAAUUUAGGACAAGUUCUACCUUCUAAAUUAGAAUACUUAAGUUUGACUCUUUCUAUUAAAGAAAAUGAUUUUAGAACAUUCUUAGAAAAUUCUCAAGAUAUUCUUAUUAAUAAAUUGUUAAUUAAGCAAAGAGGUAGUUACGAUAUUUUACAUGAUAUAAAGGAAUAUAUUAUGGAGAAAAAAAGAGUCAAGUAUUUGUCUAUUAGGUACUAUUUUAGAGAUCAAAUAGAUUUGUAUGAUUUGAAAGAUGAAGUGGAGGAAUUUAAACUAUAUAAUGUUAGAGUUCGAAGUUGGCAUGAAUUAUCUUUUGCUGGUGAUAUUUAUAAUUUAUUAAAGAAAGUUGAUUAA